GCAGGUGUGUAGAUCUGCGAUUCUAACAAAUUAAAGCUGCCGCCCGUCUGGUGCGCUUCAAAUCUGCAAUGGCUGAUUGCCGAGUUUAAUUCAUGGUUGACGCACUCGGAAUCUUUUCUAAGUUUUUGUUUAAAGUGUAAUUUUCGAGGCCGCACCAGCGGUCGGAAGAAACUACAAAAGUCCGCUAUGAUGGUGCGUGAGGCGCAUCUCUUCAUUUCGUUUGGCCCGCAGGUGGCUGGCCGCUUUUCAAAGGCUCCAUGGACCCCGUGAAGGAGCAGUCAAGCAAACCCCUGCAAGGUGCAUAGUGCUGGUGAUCGACAUGUCCCGGCCGUCAUUCCAGCGGCGGCUCUGUGCGGUUUUUGUUCUUGCCUUUUUAUUUACUCUUAUUAUUUUCUUUCAAACUGAAUGGCACCUGCCGAGCUUCAUAUGGGCAAAAAGGCAACCCGCCAAGUAUCUGCUGUUUUCAUCGUAUUACGACGAUCGAGAAAACCUCAACGGGCAGAUGAAGGGCAGGGCUGCGAUUCGACUGAUUGCACUUGCGGAUGGUGACCACUGGUUGAAUGAAGGAGAUCGACUUUUAUGCCACGUGUGGUGUGGGAGUGGAAUGCGUUCCACUGAGGCCCGCCCAUCCGCCUUCAACUCUCUGCCCAUAUGGCGUUAUGGACUGGCACACUUCCUCUGCAGGCACCCGUGUGAUUCUUCUAACUUCACCUGGGUGAAGGUGGGUCGAAGUCAUGAGGACCCCUCGUCUGCAGUCGCCCUGAAACUCCUCAACACCAGGCGACGCCGACCCCCACAGCCCCGGGUCGGACUCACCGUCUGCGUUCCCACUCUCUCCAAGAAUUUCAACAACGUCUCUGAGCUCGUCCAGUCUUUGGAGAUGUUCAGACUGCUGGGGGCCGAGAAGGUGAUCCUUUACAAAGAUGGCUGCUCACACAAAAUCCAGAAGGUACUGGACUUCUACUCCAGGGAAGGGUUUCUGAAAGUUUUCAACCUGACUGGAGAUUCGUUCCUCAUCCCAUCCAACAAGUGGGAUUACCCAAAGCUGCAGCAGGGCUUCCCUGACUUAAAGUUGGUUGUGGCGCUCAACGACUGCCUCUACAGGACCAUGUACUCCAACAGGUUUGUGGUGGUCCACGGUUUGGAUAAACUGUUCCUGCCAAGCACUUCUAAGAAUUGGAGCGAUCUCGUGUCCUCCCUCAGAUCUGCAUACCCCGAAGGGGACAUUUUCAGCUUUCUGACCAAUCCCCUCACGAUGAGCGGCUUCUAUGGGAUUGUGAACCCCCAAGUCAUCGUCCAGGUAGCUGACAAUUCGGCCUUGGAGCACCGCGGGAAGUGGGUGGACCUGCGGGGUGAAGUCUUUACGUGCGACAACCGGGAUUUGCUCCAGCGGCUUCAGGAGGAUGAGAGGCUCGAUUAUUACAAUCUCUCCCUGUUGGAGAACGUGAAAAAAGUCCUGAAGAAAGGUGAGUUACGGCGAGGAAUUGGGAAUCCAACCCACGCUUUGUGGAAAUGAAGCCUCCACUUGGCGCCUCGCGGUCACUGCUUGUUGUAUUUGUUACUUAAUAAAUGGAGUUAAGCA
Messenger RNA from Polypterus senegalus (gray bichir), 1582 nucleotides. RefSeq names its product beta-1,4-galactosyltransferase galt-1-like. Bases 320 to 1516 code for a protein of 398 amino acids. The record is from RefSeq and is a predicted model, not a curated record. The transcript is spliced from 2 exons. Lineage: Eukaryota; Metazoa; Chordata; Cladistia; Polypteriformes; Polypteridae.